Trametes versicolor FP-101664 SS1 is the source of this 2153-nucleotide messenger RNA. RefSeq lists its product as uncharacterized. The record is from RefSeq and is a predicted model, not a curated record. Gene Ontology annotation, biological process: polyamine biosynthetic process. The transcript is spliced from 6 exons. Lineage: Eukaryota; Fungi; Basidiomycota; Agaricomycetes; Polyporales; Polyporaceae. The coding region runs from base 62 to 2023 and encodes 653 amino acids.
CGACGCUGUGUCUAUGCUGCCCAUUCAGUGAAGAAAAAACUACCGCCGUCACAUAUCAAACAUGGCCAGCUUGGCCAGCACCGGCGUGCGCGAGCCUCCGAAGCCCAGUGUCAUCGCGGUUGCGGUGACGCGCUUGUCUGCCAUUGCCAUCCUCCUCGGCCUCUCGCUCGCCACCUUCACGUACAAGCACUCUCUCGAGCCCCUAUAUGGCGAUGCACCCGUCAGCCUACAUCUCACCAAGAUCGUAUGGGCUGCGUCUAUCCUCGGCACCUUUGCCCCGUCUGUACCAAUUUCUCGAGCUACACUAGGCCUCGGGCUCUUGCUGUAUGCCCUGCCUUACUCGUCGUACUGGGUAGCGGCAUAUACUGGUAGGCUUGGCGACCCGGUAUGGGGCCCAGUAGCAACGCAUCUCAUAGUGCUGCUGCCCAUUCUGUCUCUGGGUGUCGCCCUCGUAAAGGCACUGCAAGAAGCGCCGUACGCCAAAGACGACGCCAGCGCGCCGCAGUCUACAAUGACUCUGCCCGUGUGCGCCACGGCGGUAAACGCGCUCCAAGGCCUGUGGCCUGCCGUACCAUUCAUUGCCACACUCCCCGACACUCAGAUUUUCCUUCAAUUAGGCACAGUAUGUGCCUCGUUGUGGGCAUUGGCGCCAUUCGUGGCCAGCGUUCGCCCGCCACCAGCACCUGUCGUGAAGGUACUUGAACCAGCAGUGGAACCAUCCCCCUCACCAGCGAAAGGGAAGAAGGGCAAGAAGAACACUCCGGAGAAAGUCACGCCCGUUGCCGUUCCUCCUCCCGUUCAUCCCCGUCCUCAGAAAGAAAAGACCGCCAGCAAACUGCGGAUCGCUCUUCUUCCGCUGUUCCCGUUCCUGACAACGACGAUCCUCCGGGGGCCGACGCUUCCCAAACCGCUUCUUGAGCCGUACACACAUCCGUCUGGCGAGCUCAGAAUCCUUUCGUCCGUGCAAUCUUCCUACUCGGGUGUCGUUGUCGUCGGCCAAACACUCCAGAAGGAUCCCAACAAUAUCGGGAACAUGGACUACCUGCGGUACCUCCGGGCUGGACACUCCCUCCUCGGGGGUGUAUGGGUCGGGCCUAAGGCCGCAGCAGAGGAGCCCAGCGCGGUCAUCACGGACGAAGCCGGCGAGAGCCUGGGUGAUUCGAUAUACAGCGCGUUCGUGCUCCAAGAAGCCGCGCGGCUGGUGGUGAAGAAGCCCGGAAACGGCACGCCGAAGAACGCCCUGAUGAUCGGUCUAGGUGCAGGGAUAGCGGCGACGUCGUUUGACAGGCACGGUCUCGACGUGACGAUCAUCGAAAUCGACCAGGCCGUGUAUGACGCCGCCCACCGCUUCUUUGGGGUACCGGACCCUGGCCCCGAUAAGCUGUUCAUCCAGGACGCGCGGGGGUGGGUCCACAAUCGUAGUGCGACGCUCACUGAGUCGACUACCGCGACUGCGCCGGUGACGGAUGGCGACCUUGCCUCGCCGGAGUUGUACGACAUUGUUGUGCACGACUGUUUCUCGGGCGGAGGCGUCCCUAGUCACCUCUACACUUUCGAGUUCUGGAAAGACCUCAAGAACAUCGUCCGACCUGACGGAGUUGUCGUUGUGAACUUCGCUGGCAUUCUGACGUCAGACUCGGGCAAAGCCGUCAUAAACACUUUGCAGGUUUCCUUCCCGCGCUGCCGCGCAUUUUACGAUUCUCUAGAGCAGUCGCACAACAUGACGUCCGAAUUCCUCAACUGGGUCUUCUUCUGCACGCUCUCCCCGCAGCCGCUGGAGUUCCGCAGACCCGUCGACGCCGACUUCCUCGGCUCGUACCUCCGCCGCCACGUCUUCCUGCAGCUCCCCGAGCGCGAGGCGGACCUGUCGGAGGUCAUCGACAGCAUACCCGUCGACGGCCGCGAGAAGUAUCUGUUGAAGGACGGUGCGAACCCGCUUGGGGAGUGGCAGGCGAAGGAGGCGAUCGGGCACUGGAAGAUCAUGCGCGGGGUGCUGCCGGACACGUACUGGGAGACGUACUAGGUGCACUUUGUCCGUGCGUGGCGUGGCGGUGUUGACGUGGCCUGGAGGUGAGAGCGAUGAUGUGACCUGCAUACCUUGUAUUCGUAUUCGUAGCGAAGACCCCUCGAUUCUGCAACCUUAUAAGCUCUUG